Molecule: messenger RNA, 4656 nt
Organism: Anarrhichthys ocellatus (wolf-eel)
Lineage: Eukaryota; Metazoa; Chordata; Actinopteri; Perciformes; Anarhichadidae
Gene: sgo2
Product: shugoshin 2
Exons: 9
Coding region: 219-3068 (949 amino acids)
Biological process (GO): meiotic chromosome segregation; meiotic sister chromatid cohesion
Cellular component (GO): nucleus; chromosome, centromeric region; kinetochore
Source: RefSeq, a predicted model, not a curated record
GCGGUAAUGUUGCGGACUUUUUGUUUAGGUUCAAAAUGGAAUCAGACAGCAGCGUCUCAAGCGAUGAAUUUAGGGUUUUAAUGUCAUGAUGAGCUUACUUUGACCAAUACAUUCGCCAACAAGGACAUUUGUUUUCAAGGCAACAUCUACCGCUGGCUAACGUUCAAUAACGGUUAUCGAUUUCGUCACUCAGUCAAACUCUACACGUUGAUCUAGUGAUGUUACCUCGGAGGACUAUGGCCACUUUAAAGUCCUCCAAGCAGACUUCAGCUAACGUUACAGCAUCCAAGAUCAAAAGCAAGAUCCUCAACACCUCCUCCUUCUUCAAGGUCUCUCUGAAGACCAACAACAAGGCCUUGGCUCUUGGUCUGCAGGCCCAGAAGGAGAGGGGCAGGCAGCUGGAGAUGGAGGUCGUGUACCUUCAGAAACAAGUGGAGGCUCUCUGCUUCGAUCUGGCCGCCAAGAAUUACAAGCAGAGGAAACUGCUCCUCAUCUUUAAAUCUCUUCGUAGCAACACUCUGGAGCACUUGGACAUGGCGGAUGAGCUUUUCCCUGACAGUGAUCUUUCUGAACCAUCUGAGGACAACAAGUCCUCGUCUGGGGACGUCGACAAAGAAUGUCUUGCAGUGGGAAGCUUAACUCCCAUUAUUCGUCUCACUGGUCAGUUACCUCCUCCGUUAGAAAUAGCACAACAUUUGUUACCAGAACCAGAAGUACCAGCGGAGUUGCCUGAAAAAAUCAUCUCUGCAAAUGUCUUCAGUGUCCAGAACCGACCCAGAUUGUCGACUGAUCUUUCCAAUGAUAUUGAGGGAACACAUUCAAGCCAGUUUGUACAAGCUCCCCAGACAGGAACGUCCCGUCCGUCCAGCAGCCUGAGGGAGGAAGUAGAGAGGCUGUCAAUGAUCUUCUCUCAAUCCGGGUUCGAUAUGAAGUCGGUUCACUGUCUUCAGAACGGCCAAACCUCCUCAGCAGUGAGCCCGUGUGUAAAACCCAAGCCAUCUCUUUCUGGUGACGUCCCCCUUCCCAGUAGCUCAGACAAGGAAACCGAACCAGAACCCGGUAAGAAACAAGAGAAGACCGUGCUUCUGAAUACCACGAUGGAGAUGACGCUCAGCAAUGCCGCUGAGAUAGUCACUGUGGAAACCAAGGCCAAAAACACCGGCAAGCUGAAACGCAAGAAGAAUAAGGAACACGGCUGUGGGUCGAGUGGAGCUGAAAAGCCACAAGUACAGAACUCUGCAGAUGCUCCCACCGGCACUUUGUUACCGACAGAUGGGGAUGUAUUAGAUGAUAUUAGAGACCCAGAGGUUGAGCUUCAGCCUACCAAAACACAGAGUAGGAGUGUUGCUCCCUCUCUCAUUCCCAAACUGAUGAAGUCCGAAGCUGUCAAGCGUCAGAAAAUGCCGAAGGAACAAUUCAAGUCUCGUGACCAUACCAAGUCAAAAGCAGCGUCCCAAGACAUUGCCACACCAGACCUGGACGAUUAUUUCAUGGAUCCUGAAAUUAAAUUCCCCAAAUCCAGCAAAGGUGUAAAAUUACCACCAGGGAAUGAUUCAGUAGAAGAAGUCAGUUCCAAAGUCACAUGCAGGAGGUCCCGGACCAAAGGCAGGAGGGCAUCUUCGGUCACCCGGAAAACGUUCGUCGCUUUCCCUCCGCUCUCUCAUGAAAGUGAGUCAAGUUGGUUCAAAGUUAAAGAGGUCCACGAUGAAGUUGAAGGACGCAAAGUCCAAGAACCGUCCGAAGAGUUCCCGUUCUGUGCAGAUGAGGUCACACACCCGGAGUCGGAACAUGUGGGCAUUAAACCGCAGUGCAAAAUGAAGGCUAAUCCUGAGGGAGGUCAGAAAUCAAGAUGCAGAGGGACAUUUGUGGUCAGGGAUAGCACCUCAUCAACUAGAGCGUCGCAGGACUUAAUGCCUUCUACGGGAUCCUCCAUCUGUGAGGAAGAAGAACCGUCAACGGUCAUGGAUGCAGGUGUCGUUCUGAAAGGUUCAGAAUCAAACCCACACAGGCAGAGUUUGAGAGCCCCUGUCAGGGAAACACCGAGCCCCUGUAAGCGUCCUUGGCUGGCCACUCUGCAUUCAGGAGGCCUUCAAGAGAAUUUGCGCAGCGGCAAUAACCACGACGCAGCUCCGCUGGAUCAAGACUGCACUUCGGAAGCAGAGUUUCAGACGCCUAAAAAAGCCAAGAGAGAGGAAAUGAGUCGAACCUAUAAGAAGAAAGCCGCUCAGAGGGAGGAGAGCGUCGAUCAUUCAAAUGACAGGAAGAAGAAGAAGAAAAGUAGGCGAAGCAACAUAAGAUUUAAACCCGAGGAUGAAGGAUGUCCUCGCGGUGAUGCCUCACCUCUCCGUGGCGUUGAUGGGCCUGAAAGGAACAAAGAGCAGUUAGAUGAUUUCCAAGUGGUUGACUCACAUUCUGACAACAGUGAAAAGGGUGACAUCUUUGAACAUUUCUACGAUUCACAUCCCAACGGGUCAAAGUCAAGGAUGACUCAGAAUCUAAAACGAUAUAGAAAGACAUCUACGCUGCAGACGACCACAGAGGGCAGAAAUUCAAGGGAAACGGUUGUCUACAGGCGGAAAACUCAAGACAAUGUUCCACAAGGCGACACGCGGACGUCUAAUGUGUCACACAGACGCACAGUGGACCUGCUGACUGACGAGACGCCGCCGUGGCUGGACAUGUACGUCAGCAUGGCCGACACUGAGGCCGGCUCCUUGCUGGCUAGUCCCAGGAGGGAGACGUCGGGCAGAGUGGCAGUGAUUGAAGAGUCUGCUGAUGUCACAACCAAAGCCUCUCCAGCAGGCAGAGUCUUAACACUGACCAACACCAACACCAUUCGAACCCCCGGCAGUGAGAACGGCGGGAGGUCCAGGAGAGGAAAAGUUGUCGUCAGUUAUAAAGAGCCGACCCUCAACAGCAAAAUGAGGCGUGGCGACAAAUUCACCGACAGCGAGUUCCUGAGUUCUCCCGUGUUCAAGGACGGGAAGAAGAAGAAGAAGACGACGACAAAGAAGAAGAUCAAUCCAAAGUUGGAGAGAUCCAUUCUGGCGGACUUCUCAACUGACUGAUGAUUAUUAUGGUUUUAUUUUAAGUUGUUUUCUUAGUCAAACAUAUGUUUUGUAGAUGUAAACUAGUCUGUGUUUUUAAAAACACUUGUUUCCAGUAAUGUCUGGCUGGUGAAGGUCUAAGAGAUCGUUGGUCAUGAAUUAUUCACUCCAGGCGGUUCAUCUGAGAAGUCUCUUCCACAUCACUGUUGACGGCUUGUGUUCAGAGAGCUUUCCAUAUUCAGAGCAGCAUGACUGCAGCUCACCGCGUGUAAAGGUUCUAUGUCGGCUCGUUUACGUUCCACCAGAUGUGUGGUGAGUACGGAUGCGUGUGUGUAAAAUUAGUUUUAAAUAUGCCACUGAUUAUUGUUGUCUGCACAUUAAAAAAAAUUUAAAAUAUUCCUUUUAUUCAGUUUUUGAUUUGUUGCACACAGCUGUUUUACCACUAGUUACAGAGAUAGUUUUUCUUAAGGUGUGUGUGUGUGAGUGAGAGAGAGACACACACACACACACACAAGGUGUCAGGUUCACGUCCUGACUAUGCAGCAGUUAAUUAACCUUAUUUUUACUUUAAUGUUACACGUCACUCAUUCCAGUCAUCGUGGUAAUGAAGAGUAAAUUGUACUUUUAAGAAGUAAUUCAAUAUUUAGAUGUUUUUGACAGGAGUAGUACAUGAAGGGAUUUCAUUCACGAAAUGGAGGCGAGGCAGCUGAAGAGAGACGUUGAGGCGCUCAUGUGAGUGGAUGUUAAAAGCUCAGAGAUCGUUGGAAAAAGCACAUUUUAAAAUGCCAACUGAUUCUUUUUUUUAUUUCUAAUCGGAACAGAGGUGAUUACAUUGGGCAGAAACUCAGAGAGAAAUCUUUUGAUCCAAAGGGGAAGGGGACCUCCACAAUGCUGGAUGACCUGGUAAAGACACAUUAAAACACGUCGUCACAACUGUGACUCUGAGUUAACUGCUAACGUCAGUUGAUGGAAGACACAGAAUUCAGAGGCAGAGCUGCACAAACAUUAUUUAUACUGUAUAUACUAAUCAUUGCAACCAUUACUUGAGGAUUGAGUUGCUGUGUAUUUCAUUUGUUCCAGGCUCACUAUGACCUGGCUAUUGGUGUCGCCCUUUGGUGGUUGGACAAAGACGAGGGACGGGAUGUGCUUGAUGGAGACAUCAUGUAAGCUGCUCCUGUUUUUAUAGACUCAAGUUACACCAACGUAGAGGUGGAAGACUCUGAUCUUUCUAGUAAAAGUAGUAAUACCUGAGUGUAUUCCUCUGAAUAUCAGGUGUGUUGGAACGAGCAGAUUUGUCGUACUGUGUGGGAGACGAGUGGAAAUUAAAAAUGUAUGAUGUUCAGCAGCACCAGACGGGCUUAUGUUGCUAUAUUUAGACACAGGGCUCAUGGCCGGUCUGUGGCAAAAGUGAACAAGGGGACAAGGGCCCCUCCAUCUCCUGGGGGCCCCUAGAUAUAAAUACUUGACUGGUUGCUAAAUGAAGCAUUCCUCUCUACCACAGUGGAGCAACGAGCAGCUCAGGAGGUGCUCGGUAUCCUAAUCGCUUAGAACGGGAGGCCAUGAUCCUGUCGUCCUUUGCCGGGAUAAUUAUGGUAUGAGACAAUGUCAC